UGACUUAAGAUUUUGAACAUCUAUGUUAAUCACUGAAUCAAAAUUCCUGUCCUUGUUGAGUUGUUUUUUCCUUGACCAUGGCCUUCCUGCUGGACCUGACUAAAUGAAGAAGUUAGGUUUGUCGUCUGUAAUAUUCUAGGGUUUUUGGAAACCUCAAUUCAAGACACUGCCCUCAACAUCAGGGAAGGUUGCUUCUGAAUUUUUUCUGAUCACUGGUAGGUCUCCAUACUUUAGGCAUGGGGCAUAGAAAUGCUAAAUGUCCCAGUAUUAUUGUAUUCUAGUCACACACACUGCUGAAGAUAACUGAUAACAGAGUUUCAAAGCAAAUAUUCCUUCUAUUUUGCCCUAGAGUAAUGUUUUGUUUUUCAAUUCAUUUGUUAUGUUGGUUGCUUCCCAGUGAAAAUAUUUUAUGUUAGAUCUUCCUUUUACAUCCUAACGUUGAGGCAUGGAUAAGAUUAACCAGACAUUUGUGAGAGAUUUCAUUCUUCUGGGACUCUCUGGUUACCCCAAGCUCGAGAUUAUCUUCUUUGCACUGAUUCUAGUGAUGUAUCUAGUGAUUCUAAUUGGCAACGGUGUUCUCAUCAUAGCAAGCAUCUUUGACUCCCAUCUUCACACCCCCAUGUACUUCUUCCUGGGCAACCUCUCUUUCCUGGAUAUCUGCUACACAGCCUCCUCUGUUCCCUCAACAUUGGAGAGCUUAAUCUCAAAGAAAAGAAACAUUUCCUUCUCUGGAUGUGCAGUGCAGAUGUUCCUUGGGUUUGCAAUGGGGUCAACAGAGUGCUUCCUCCUUGGCAUGAUGGCUUUUGAUCGCUACGUGGCCAUCUGUAACCCUCUGAGAUACCCCGUCAUUAUGAGUAAGUUUGUGUAUGUGCUGAUGGCUUCUGUGUCAUGGCUUUCUGGUGGAAUCAACUCAAUUGUGCAAACAGCUCUUGCCAUGCGUUUGCCUUUCUGUGGAAAUAACAUUAUUGAUCAUUUCUUAUGUGAGAUAUUAGCUGUCCUAAAAUUAGCUUGUGUUGAUAUAUCUCUCAACAUUACUAUGCUAGCAGUAUCAAAUAUGGCCUUCCUAGUUCUUCCACUUCUGGUCAUUUUUUUCUCCUACAUGCUCAUCCUCUACACCAUCUUGAGAAUGAACUCAGCCACAGGAAGACGAAAGGCCUUUUCUACCUGCUCAGCGCAUCUGACUGUGGUGAUCAUAUUUUAUGGUACCAUCUUCUCUAUGUAUGCAAAACCCAAGUCCCAAGACAUGGUUGGAAAAAAUGAGAUGCAAGCUUCAGAGGGCCUUAUUUCAAUGUUUUAUGGGGUAGUGACCCCCAUGCUGAAUCCUAUAAUUUACAGCUUGAGAAAUAAGGAUGUAAAAGCUGCUGUGAAAUAUUUGUUGGGUCAAAAAGCUCUAAACAAAUAA
Molecule: messenger RNA, 1402 nt
Organism: Loxodonta africana (African savanna elephant)
Lineage: Eukaryota; Metazoa; Chordata; Mammalia; Proboscidea; Elephantidae
Product: olfactory receptor 13C4
Exons: 1
Coding region: 446-1402 (318 amino acids)
Biological process (GO): detection of chemical stimulus involved in sensory perception of smell; G protein-coupled receptor signaling pathway
Cellular component (GO): plasma membrane
Molecular function (GO): olfactory receptor activity; G protein-coupled receptor activity
Source: RefSeq, a predicted model, not a curated record